AUGGCGACCAUAUCCAUAAGCUUCUGUCCGUACGCUAUGGCUCGCCCCAGGGUCCCACAAACUCGCAAACCUCCGGUGAAGAAGCAGACAGUACGGAGCCCUAGCCCUAACCCUAACCCUAACCCUAGCCAUAAGCUGAAGGCUCGAACUGGCGCCAAACAGUUGUCAUCCAUCGGAGUCGAAGCCACCACCUACACUCGCUUGCCUCCCAGAGAGGACUUCUCUCCCCCUUCUUUGGAUUCGUCGUCGUUUGAGUUCUCAUCCGAAGUCAAGCUCUCCGAAUCAAAUGUCGCGCUUAAAGUUGAGAAGGAGAUUGAUAAUUUAAGCAGUGAAGAGGAGGAGGAAGAAGAAGAAGAAGAAAAGGGAUUAGAUGGUAAUUUGGUGGUGAAUUAUGGUCAAUUUGAGGUCUUUGAGGGGACUUAUGAUUCUGAACUGGACGAGGAAGAUGAUGAUAGCGAUAUUGAGGGGUUUAGUGAUGACGAAUUGGAAAGUGUUUAUCAAAACGAUGACGGUGAAUUGCUAGGGUUUAAGGAGGGCGAAACUGUGAACUUAUCCGAUAAUGAGGGCAAAUUGGAGGAAGGGGAAGUGAAGGAGAAGGGAGUACCAGCAGUAAUGCGGUGUUUCGACCGAGCAAAAAUCUUCGCGAAGGCAGGGGAUGGAGGGAACGGCGUCGUCGCAAUGCGGCGUGAAAAGUUCGUGCCUUUGGGAGGUCCAUCAGGCGGUGACGGUGGGCGAGGAGGUAAUGUGUAUAUGGAAGUAGAUGGUUCGAUGAAUUCACUUCUGCCAUUUCGAAACAGCGUUCAUUUUCGGGCAGGGAGAGGUGAUCAUGGAAGAGGGCAGUCCCAGAAUGGGGCUAAGGGAGAGGACGUCGUGAUUAAAGUAGCUCCUGGGACUGUUGUUCGAGAGGCUGGGAAGGAGGAGGUGCUUCUGGAGUUAUUGCAUCCCGGGCAGCGUGCAUUGUUGUUGCCGGGAGGAAGAGGCGGGAGAGGGAACGCUUCGUUUAAGUCGGGGACGAAUAAGGUGCCAAGGAUUGCUGAGAAUGGUGCAGAGGGUCCUGAAAUGUGGUUGGAGCUGGAGCUAAAGCUAGUUGCAGAUAUUGGAAUAGUGGGCGCCCCAAAUGCAGGGAAAAGCACACUUUUGAGUGUGAUAAGUGCUGCUCAGCCAACAAUAGCAAAUUACCCCUUCACAACUUUACUUCCUAAUCUGGGUGUGGUUUCUUUUGACUAUGAUUCUACAAUGGUAGUAGCAGAUCUGCCAGGUUUACUUGAAGGAGCACACCGGGGUUUUGGUUUGGGACAUGAGUUUCUACGGCACACUGAGAGGUGUUCUGCCCUGAUACAUGUUGUUGAUGGCUCAUCACAACAGCCAGAAUUUGAGUUUGAUGCAGUCCGUCUAGAGUUGGAACUGUUUAGUCCUGAAAUUGCUGAAAAGCCUUAUGUUGUUGCUUUCAAUAAAAUGGACCUUCCAGAUGCAUAUGAAAACUGGCCAUCGUUCAAAGAAAGUUUAGAAGCUCGUGGGAUUGAAGUUUUUUGCAUGAGUGCAGUGAAAAGAGAGGGAACUCAUGAAGUGUCCUCUGCUGCUUACCAGCUUCUACGAGAAAAUAAAAUAUCCGAGGACAAGUUAGCAGAAGAUCCGGUCAAUUUAAAUCACGUAGCUGAGAUGGUGCAGAAGCAGCAAACUGCUUCUAUUAAUGAGUUUGAGAUCACUCAUGACAGCACUACCAAUACUUGGCAUGUUGUGGGAUCUGGGUUGCAACGGUUUGUUCAGAUGACAAAUUGGCGAUAUGUGGAUUCUGGGAGAAGAUUCCAACAUGUUCUGGAGGCUUGUGGUGUGAACAAGUCUCUUAUAAAACUUGGUGUCAAGGAAGGUGACACAGUGAUUGUUGGAGACAUGGAAAUGAUAUGGCAUGAUGCUGCAGAUACUUCUGGUUUUUCAAAUUUUAGGAAAGGAUCCACAGAAACAACCAAGUGGCCUCAGUGGAAGUGA
This is a messenger RNA of Prunus armeniaca (apricot), 1986 nucleotides long. The record is from the annotation of a GenBank genome assembly. NCBI's taxonomy places the organism in Eukaryota, Viridiplantae, Streptophyta, Magnoliopsida, Rosales, Rosaceae.